CCUGCCCUACAAGGACUAGCAUCGAACAGGAAGCGCUCGUAGGCACGCACGCACGCACGCAGAGGAAGAAGGAUGAGCCUGACGGCCGACUCUGCACUCUUCGACUCGGCGGUACGCCACCUGUUCCACCUCCCGGAGACGCUGGAGAAGCUCGGCUUCCCCGCCUCGGCCGUGCGGCCGCACGACGCACACCGCGGCAACGGCCGCGGCCGCAACGGGGAGGAGGGGGUGGGCCUCCGAAGCGCACCCGUCGACAUACUCGAGAGCCACAAGGAAUACACCUUCGUCAUCGACGUCCCCGGUCUGUCCAAGUCCGACAUCCAAGUGACCCUGGAGGACGAGAAGAUUCUGGUGAUCAAGAGCAGCGGGAAGAGGAAGAGGGACGACGGGGAGGAGGAAGGGUGCCGGUACCUGCUGCUGGAGAGGAGCGCGCCCGUCAAGUUUUUGAGGAAAUUCCGGCUGCCGGAAGACGCCAGCUCCUCGGGCAUCACAGCCAAGUGCGAGAACGGCGUGCUCACCGUCGUCGUGGGGAAGAUUCCGCCGCCCGAGCCCAAGACGAGAACCGUGGAGGUGACCAUAGCUUGAACGUCGGGUUGUCCCGACACUCGUACGACUUCUAAGCGCUUCGGAGAUGUAGAAAGUUGACUUCUUGCAAUGUUAGAUUCCUGUUUUCGAA
Molecule: messenger RNA, 676 nt
Organism: Musa acuminata subsp. malaccensis (wild Malaysian banana)
Lineage: Eukaryota; Viridiplantae; Streptophyta; Magnoliopsida; Zingiberales; Musaceae
Product: 18.6 kDa class III heat shock protein
Biological process (GO): response to hydrogen peroxide; protein complex oligomerization; protein folding
Source: RefSeq, a predicted model, not a curated record